This is a messenger RNA of Drosophila teissieri, 1018 nucleotides long. It is a transcript of the gene HmgD, whose product is annotated as high mobility group protein D. The transcript is spliced from 3 exons. The record is from RefSeq and is a predicted model, not a curated record. NCBI's taxonomy places the organism in Eukaryota, Metazoa, Arthropoda, Insecta, Diptera, Drosophilidae. Gene Ontology annotation, molecular function: transcription cis-regulatory region binding. The coding region runs from base 166 to 501 and encodes 111 amino acids.
UUGUCGGCAUUUCUUUCACCCUGCCGCAUCUUCACUCGUUUUCUUCGUUCUGCCGACAGUCGCGUUCUUCCGUACAGUUCAUUUUUAGCCACACAAGCGCAAGCUCGAAGCAAAAAUACCUAGUGUAACACUUGUUAAAUAGUUUCAACAAAAACACAUUCAAAUAUGUCUGAUAAGCCAAAACGCCCACUCUCCGCCUACAUGCUGUGGCUCAACAGUGCCCGCGAGUCGAUCAAGCGUGAGAAUCCCGGCAUCAAGGUUACCGAGGUGGCCAAGCGCGGUGGCGAAUUAUGGAGGGCAAUGAAGGACAAGUCUGAGUGGGAGGCCAAGGCUGCCAAGGCCAAGGAUGACUACGAUCGGGCUGUCAAGGAGUUCGAGGCCAAUGGUGGCAGCAGUGCUGCUAACGGUGGAGCCAAGAAGCGCGCGAAACCAGCGAAAAAAGCGUCGAAGAAGAGCAAGAAGGAAGAGUCCGAUGAGGACGACGAUGAUGAGAGCGAGUAGACUGCUCAUCCCCAACCCCAAUCCAUCACCAAGUCACACACAACCAGCCAGAACCCACAAGCAAACAAGAACACUGGUGGCAACACCACAUCCAAACAUCAGCAUCCACAAGUUUCCCCCCUUAAUAAUACUAAAAACCAAGCCCGAUCAUUUCAUCGACCACAUGAACAAGCGAUAUCUGUUGAAGUUGUAUCCCAAAACAAACAAACACACGCGAGAGAACAAAAAUACGUGAAAAUAAGCAAAAUUGUAUUUAUACAUAUGAGUUUUUAAGUUUAUAGUAGUCGUUUCUUUUAUAAUGCCCAUAUACAAAGAAGAGGACAACCAACAGGAAAGGAGAAGAAGAAAUAAGAGUAGCAGGAUGUGCGUUGAGGUGUUUUUUUUUCGUUCCUGCUGCGAUUCGCCUGAAAAGUGCGAAUCGUUGGGGAAAUUGAAGAGGAAAGUAGUCCCCCUUGCAUAUAAAUUGUGUAAAGUAAACGAUAACAUAAUUCCAUUAUAAAUAAAAAGAUACAAACAA